UUAUAGGCUCAGCGACGCUGGGAGUGAUUUUUACAGCGGGAUAUUUUGUGGGCAAACGCAAAUCUAAAUUCUUCAGAAUGGCGUCAGGUAAAAGUCACGUGGGAAGGAAAGAUGAUCCAGUGAUGCAGUACCUCCUCAAUCACUCGCUGAGGGAACAUCCAGCCCUCAAAAAACUGCGCCAGAAAACCAUGGAGCACAAGUUGAGCAUGAUCAUGGUGGCCUGUGAGCAGUCGCAGUUCAUGGCAAAUUUAGCCAGUUUAAUCAAGGUCAAGAAAGCCAUUGAAAUUGGUGUUUAUACGGGAUAUAACGCGUUGAGUAUCGCGCUCACCCUGCCUGCAGACGGGAAACUGAUCGCGUGCGACGUCAGUGAAGAAUACAUCAACAUCGGCAGACCCUUCUGGAAACUGGCCUGUGUUGAGCACAAAAUAGACGUGCGUCUGAAGCCAGCAUUGCAAACUCUUGACGAGCUUCUGGCCGCUGGUGAAGCAGACACGUUUGAUUUUGUCUUCAUUGACGCUGACAAAGUGAACUACGACGACUACUAUGAGAAAUCCCUGCAGCUGGUCAGGAAAGGAGGAAUAAUCGCUAUAGAUAACGUUUUGUGGAGCGGUCGAGUGGUGAACCCAGAAGAAGGCGACAUCGACUCCAUCAGCAUCGAUAAACUGAACAAGAAGCUCCAUCGAGACGUCAGAAUCCAGCUGAGCAUGUUAACAGUAGGCGAUGGGCUGACAUUAGCAUUCAAAAUAUGACUUUACCACCAGAACUGACUGAAGAAAACAUUUGUAAUCAUUGAUUUAGGUCAUUCAAUUAAGAAUAUGCAUUGUAAUAAUUAAAAGUUUUGUAUUAAAUUGUUCAUCUACUGAUUAUGAAAAUACGUUUCAAAUAUGUAUUUGUGGCAUAAAAGUUUUCAAUAAACAGUUACUGCACUGAAA
This is a messenger RNA of Sinocyclocheilus grahami, 932 nucleotides long. Its product is annotated as catechol O-methyltransferase domain-containing protein 1. The record is from RefSeq and is a predicted model, not a curated record. The transcript has 7 exons. Gene Ontology annotation, molecular function: S-adenosylmethionine-dependent methyltransferase activity; O-methyltransferase activity. The coding region runs from base 78 to 749 and encodes 223 amino acids. NCBI's taxonomy places the organism in Eukaryota, Metazoa, Chordata, Actinopteri, Cypriniformes, Cyprinidae.